AUGCCAGCUGAACACAGUGCCCGUUGGAAUGUGGCGGGUGAGGCCGAAGCAGAUGGUUUCGCAGAUGAUCCAUCGGAUCGGCAGCUCGCCGAAUGGGAGGAGCAGUCUUAUAAGGAUCAGAUCUUGUUCGUCAUUGACGGCCACGAUUCGAUGUACGAGCUCAAUCCGCGGACGAAAAUGCCAUACAUCCACCAAGCCUUCGAAGCCGCAUUUAAGGUCAUGAACAAAAAGAUCAUCUCUUCGCCCAGCGAUAAAGUUGGCGUCAUGGUGUACGGCACGGGUGCGACGCAGACGCCCGAAAUGAAUACUCAAAAGACGAUGCGGUUCUCACAACAACACUUCCUCUACUUGCCAAUCGACCAAGUCAGCGUUGAAGGUCGUCAGCAGCUCAAGUUCGACCUCGCUAGAUCAAAAGAGGACCCGCAGUUCUUUCGAAAGACCUUUGGCAAGCGCAAAGAAGGCUUUACAACCAGCUCCGCCAUCAGCAACCUCCGAAAUCUAUUCGCGCAAUCCGGCAAAGCUGGCACUAAACGGGUUUUUUGGAUCACAAAUGAGGACCGUCCGCACAAGCGGGAUCUUCGCCUACAGCACCAACGAGCAGUAGAAGCGAUCAAGACCGCAAAAAGGAUUGGCAUCGAGUUUGAACCAUACUUAAUGGGCAAGGACGAUCAACGAUUUGAUAUCAAUAGCUUCUAUGCGGAGUUGUUUGAUCAGUACGACGACGAAGUUCCUGACAUCAAUCGCGACACAAGAGAUGAACGCCUGCAGCGACAACGCAAACCGUGGGAUUGGGCUGUUCACGAGGCGGACCUGGAAAGUGAGAUCACAGGCAGGGAGACACCCAAGCGCACGACAUUCUGCAUCGACUUUGAGCUUGCUCCAAAUUGGUGCAUCGGGAUCAAAGGUUACUCUACCAUCAUGCCGGCGAGAAACAGCGACGCUGUCUGGUUCUAUGAGGACGACGAUGGCGUCGCGCAGGAAGCCUACUCAAAAUCAACGUAUGAAGACGCGAGCACUGGCAAGCGCUUAAGUGAAAGCGAUCGCUACAAAGCCUUUUCAUUUGGCGAGACGAUGGAGACGUCUCGCAAGAUAGAAUUUACACCGGAAGAGAUGAACGAGGCGAAAACGUUAGGCAUGUCGCCUAGCUUGCGGCUGAUUGGCACGUUGCCCCAGAACCGGCUGAAGGUGUGGCACAACAUCUCGCACGCUUCGUUCAUUUACCCUGCGGAACAGAACUAUACGGGGAGCCGCUGCACCUUUGCUGCUUUUCACGCUUCGCUGCUGAAGAAGGACAAGAUCGCGCUGGGCUUGCUGUGCCCGCGCAAGGACACCUCGCCGUAUUUUGUCGCGCUGCUGCCGCAAAAGGAAGAGGUCGAUGAGGGCGGGAUGCAGCUCGUUGCACCAGGAAUGCACUGCAUCCGGCUUCCGUUCGCCGAUGACAUCCGCAACGUACCCGUCGGCGAGCAGCUUUCAGCCAACCACGCUUCGGUGGAUGCGGCCAAAGAGUUGAUCCGCAAGCUGACGAAAAAGUGGCCCUACGAUCCCAAGGACUACCCGAAUCCGACGCUUGCGAUGCACUAUGCGGCUCUGCAGCGCGUCGCAUACGCCGAGACUGCGGAGGAGAUUCCCGAUCCGCACGACGCGACGCUGCCCAAGCACGAUCGGCAGCGCCAACUGGCAGGCCCGGCCAUCGCGCAACUGAAUGAGUGCAUCGAAGAUGACCCGCGCUCGCAUCGCGUAUUUUGCAGCGGGAAAGGCAGCGCCGUGCCGGACGAGAUCGAUGAGCAGCACACCAAGUCGCUGUGGAUCAAUGACGAACUACACACGCUCCUCGCAAAGGAUCUCAAGGAGCUGUGCAAGCGCAUGGGAGUCGCCUGCGUCAUGAAGAAGGCGCCAAUGAUCAUCGCGAUACAUAACAGGAUGAUGGAGAUGUAUCCGGAGGAUGUCCAGGCGCAUCAGAUUAAGCCGAGAGUUGUCGAGCCCGCGGAUGACUGA
Molecule: messenger RNA, 1995 nt
Organism: Tilletiaria anomala UBC 951
Lineage: Eukaryota; Fungi; Basidiomycota; Exobasidiomycetes; Georgefischeriales; Tilletiariaceae
Product: SPOC domain-like protein
Exons: 7
Coding region: 1-1995 (664 amino acids)
Biological process (GO): telomere maintenance; cellular response to gamma radiation; cellular response to X-ray
Cellular component (GO): nucleus; Ku70:Ku80 complex
Molecular function (GO): double-stranded DNA binding; DNA helicase activity; telomeric repeat DNA binding
Source: RefSeq, a predicted model, not a curated record